This is a messenger RNA of Ruditapes philippinarum (Manila clam), 574 nucleotides long. RefSeq lists its product as uncharacterized. The record is from RefSeq and is a predicted model, not a curated record. Lineage: Eukaryota; Metazoa; Mollusca; Bivalvia; Venerida; Veneridae.
UCUUAGAAACAUCUUAGAAACAUCGUCAGUUAAUAAUCUCUUUGGCGUAGCACUGUUUAUUAUAUUUCUGGAAUCGUCCGUUGCUUUUGUGGUAUAUUUAAUUCGAAAUUACAGGAGAGGUGUGUUUACAGGUGAUCUUUUAGAAUGACGAACGUAUACACGCGGAAGAAUCAUUUUCCGAGAACGAUCACACUUCUAGAUUACCGAAGCAUGCACAAUAUCUACGCUAAAAGUCGACGAUUAUUGUCCCCUACACGCUGUGGUAACCCGCACCCUGCCGGCUUGAACCAUCAGUCAAUACCCAGUGCGUCGACAUUUUUGAUAUGGAACCCAAAUUUUGCGCGAAAAGCACAGAGGUACCCCGAUAUGAUGAAGCAUACCAAAUAUGUUAACUUCACGUGCAAACACCCGGACAAGUAUGACGUCAUUAAAACAAGGGGCAAGUUACCGGAUAUACGGUAUACGGAAAAUACCAUAUCUAGGAUAAGCUACGUAAAUCCGUCAAGGUUCAAAGAUCUGGCCCCUAAUUACAACAAGCUGCCAAAAGUUGUUGGUAAUCCAAACAAAAAGGCUG